CUGGUUUCUGCUUCACCUUUUGGCGCUUUUAGUUAAUUGGAUUGUCGAGGAAUGGUUUUCUGAGGGAUUGGUAACUUUUGGGUUUAGUAGUUUAUGAUGCGGUUGUAGUUUAUUGAAGUAUAGUAGGAUAUGGAUGAUAGAGGUGGCUCAUUCGUUGCUGUCAGGAGGAUUUCGCAAACUCUUGAGCGCGGCAACACCUGCCAGUCAGCUUCCGGUAAAUCUGAGGCUGUGGCAGGAUCAACAGCAUGGCUUGGAAGAGGAUUAUCUUGUGUUUGCGCACAGAGGAGAGAUAGUGAUGCUCGUCCCUCUUUUGAUUUAACCCCAUCACAGGAGGAAUGCUUGCAGAGGCUGCAGAACCGUAUAGAUGUUCCUUAUGAUAGCUCUGUUCUUGAGCACCAGGAGGCUUUAAGGGCCUUGUGGAAUAUUGCCUUUCCUGAAGAAGAACUUCAUGGCUUGAUAUCUGAGCAAUGGAAGGAGAUGGGUUGGCAAGGAAAGGAUCCUUCAACAGACUUUAGGGGCGGUGGGUAUAUAUCUUUGGAGAAUUUGCUAUUUUUUGCCAGGAAUUUUCCAAAAUCCUUCCAGGACCUUUUAUGGAAGCAGGAAGGAGAACGAUCAGCAUGGGAAUAUCCAUUUGCUGUUGCUGGUGUGAACAUCACCUUUAUGCUAAUCCAAAUGCUUGAUCUUGAAGCAGUCAAGCCCCGGACAAUGGUGGGAGCAACUUUCCUAAAACUUCUUGCAGGUAAAAAUGAAUCAGCUUUUGAUCUACUCUAUUGCAUAACUUUUAAGCUGAUGGAUCAUCAAUGGCUUACCAUGCGAGCAUCAUACAUGGAUUUUAAUAGAGUGAUGAAAGCGACGCGUCAUCAACUAGAGAAAGAACUUCUCCUUGAAGAUAUUACACGACUAGAAGAUUUGCCUUCAUACCAGCUUCUUACGAGAUAGAGAGUGCACUAGGUUAGCUAACAGGUUUUUGUAAUUGAUCUUAUAUGCCAUUUCUGCCAAUUCAGGAUGGAAACCUGUAUUUCUGUGGCCAUCUUAAGUGUGAUGUCCUCAAGAUUUUGGAUGCAGCAGUAAAGAUUUGUAAUCCAGUUAGAGGCUUUGACUCCUCUAAGCACUUUCAAGGGCAAAGUGCAAGUGAUUGUUGAUGAGAAAAUUGAGGUUGUUGGUCUUUGCAAAUUCAUAUAGUUGAUAUUACUGAGUAUUAAUCUGAACCAAAA
This is a messenger RNA of Neltuma alba, 1214 nucleotides long. Its product is annotated as ELMO domain-containing protein A-like. The transcript has 9 exons. Lineage: Eukaryota; Viridiplantae; Streptophyta; Magnoliopsida; Fabales; Fabaceae. The record is from RefSeq and is a predicted model, not a curated record. The coding region runs from base 130 to 939 and encodes 269 amino acids.